AUGACUUAUCUAAUAGGCGACCGCCGCAUCUCGCUCAGCGGGCCCCCGCUCUCCGCCGAGGAGCAGCGGGUCGUGCGCGCCCACCCGCGCCUCUUCCAGGCGUGCCUCAACGCCUCGGCCCACCGGUACUUGCUCAGCAGCAAGCAAAUCGUGCACUUGUACACGGACAUCGUGACCAUCUACAGCACGCUCCUCCUGAAGAUCGCGCACUACGACGACGUGCGGGCCAUGGCCGCCAAAACACGCGCGGCGCUCGCGCGCUUGGAAACGGACCUCGGCUCGGUGUUGGGGCGCCCGGUGCACGGGCCGGGCGUGGGCUGGGAACUGCUUCCCUACGAGGCCGUGGUCAAGAAAGGCGCGCUCGUGGUGCUCCAGGCGUGCGGCGCCGCGUUCGCCGCCGUGCACCGCACGCUCUGCUGCAUCGACGUGUUCUUCGGCGCGUUCGACAACUUGAAGAAGCUCCUCGUGCCGUGUCUCGCCACGCACACGCGCAUGGUGCAGAAGCUGUUGGGCGGCGCGGCGGGCUUGUUGCGCCUCCAGACCAUCGUGGACCAGAUCGGCAUGUUGCCGGAGCUCACGCCCAGCGUGGCCAAGCAGUUGCAGAAGAUCGCCGCCAUCACGGGCGGGCUCGAGCGCGAGGCCCGCCUCCUCGACAUGGUGUUUGCCGCGGUCAACCCGUCCUUGCUGCUGUACACGGCCGUGCUCUUGGGCCGCGCCAUCUUGAAGCGCGACGUGGCGGCCCGCAGCUGCCAGAUCGUGGCGCGCCGCGACGUGUGCUACCAGGCCGCGGAGCACGUGGUCAGCAUCCCGCUCUCGGGCUCGCCGGCCCCGUCGCUGUACAUGUACGAGUCCACGCGCCACGUGCUCUACUUCUUCUCGGCCGUGCUCGUGGUGGUGCUUGCCGUGCUCUUCCGCCUCUACAACGUGGUGUUCGGGUGA
Molecule: messenger RNA, 939 nt
Organism: Metschnikowia bicuspidata var. bicuspidata NRRL YB-4993
Lineage: Eukaryota; Fungi; Ascomycota; Pichiomycetes; Serinales; Metschnikowiaceae
Exons: 1
Coding region: 1-939 (312 amino acids)
Source: RefSeq, a predicted model, not a curated record